AAAAAAGCAGAAUUACUGGAAAAUUUCAAACUAUUAAACAAAUUUAAGAAAGAAAAGUUAUAGAAUUUAGAAAAAGUGAGGUUAUGUUUCACGAUUCACGACAAUGGCGAUUGCCCACAAGUUUGUGAAGGGAAAUUUCUCUCAUUUUCCCGAAUAAAUUUAUUAAAUGAUCAAGUUUUUUUUAGUAAAAAGAAUUGAAAAACAAUUUUCCCUAAUACCAGAAAGUGUCAAGUGUUUUUUGUUUCCAUUUGUUCGAAAACGGAAAACAAUUUAAGGUGUGGAAAUUUAUUGCAAUUUUUACUAAUAGUGACAGAUGAAAAGAAAAAUAAAACCUAUUAUUGGAAUGUGAUUCAAUAAAGAGAAAAAUAAUCAAUUACUACGUCUAUUUGUGAUAAGUGAUUUAAUAAUAAAUAAUAACACAAAUGUUUGAUAACAUUAAAAGGUCAUUAUUUAGAGUAUUCUUUUCCAAUCUCUCUCCUCUAUAAUUGACAGCUUUUGCAUAUGUCAGCGAAAAAUAUGUUUGGUAUUUAUGAAAUGUCAAUAAUAUAUGCGUCACAGUUAAUGAUACAUACAAGUUUAUUGAAUAUUUUCUCUUGUUUUCAUGAGAAUUCUUAAAAAAAGAGAAAAUUUAUUUUUUGCAAAAAGAAAAUGUCAACAUUAAAAUUAAGUAUGCAAGAUAAAAAGGACUUGGAUAAAUUUACUAAAUUUUUGGCAUUAAAAGCUGCUCAAAUUAUUGUGCAAUCGAGAAUUGGUGAAAAAUUCAAUACAAAAUGUAAACCAAAUUCAUCGGGAACUGAUUGGUUUAAUUUGGCAAUUCAAGAUCUGCCGGAUGUAUUGCUGGAAGCAAGAAAAGUUUUGUGCAGUGAUAUAAUUAGUUCGACCAUUCCAUUGUGCAUUGAAAUUUCACUUCGAACGGUCGAGGGUGACACGAUGGUUUUGGAGACAUGGACACUUGGUGUUUUGCCCGAACAAAGUGAUCCCACAAUUCGAGUGACAUACACAGUUUACAAUAGAAUGGGAAUUUUACUUAAAUCCUUACUCUCCGUAUCGAGAGUGACGCCCGCUUAUAAAUUAAGUCGAAGACAAGGUCCCGAUUCGUAUAUUAUUUGCUAUAGAAUUUAUAUGGGAGAACCUCAACUUCAUAUUUUAGGUGAUAAUUACAAACGCGUGCGAGUUGGACAAUUAUGCACUCCAGUUGGUACAAUUUAUUUAUCAGUUUCAUAUCGAACGAAAAUGACAAUUUCGCCAACUUACAGUGGGCGCGAUUCAAUAAUGCUUAAAAGUGAUCAUUUUCAUUCGGAUCUGAGUCCAAGGCACGCUCGAUAUCAACAGAGUGAGGAGACGUCAAAGUCGCUGAGCGAUACAAUCAAGGUUGGAGCAUUCGUUCUAAAUAAACAGGUGGUGGUGAAUGAGAAGGACUUGGUGAUUCCUGAUGUUCCAUUUAGUUCGUUGUUAAGCUCGAGGCAAAAUUCACCACCAUUACCAACGUCGGGCACGGAUUCAACGACAUUGACAACGGGCCCAGCAACGGGAACAACGACAGAAACAGCGGCGACUGACAGCAGUAAUGGAAACACUGAGAAAACAUCAAAUGACAAUGCAACUUGUAAAUGUAAUUCACAAAAUGGCUCGAGACGAAGCAGUUGUUCGAUCACCAGUGCAAACGACGACUUCAUUAUGAAAACGCCAUUUGCAGGGACAAAUACAAAUAGCGAUCUAGGAGUUUUUUACAGGGAAUGUCAAAGUGCACCGCAAUUGCAAGCUUUCACGGAGGAAUUAACGUUGGCCGAUCAAGUGGGCGAUUUGACGAAGAAACUUGAAACUUUCGAAACUGAUAUGCAACGGUAUGAAGAUCUACUAUCAUCUCUGUAUCAAUCGGAGAAUAAUAAUUGAAUAUUGCAACAAAAAAAAAAAAUGCGAAAGAAAAAAAUGACAAAGAAUUAAAUAUUCUUUUAUCAAAAAGGAAUAUUAAAAUUCCUCUUUUGAAAGUAAAAGAAAAAAGAAUUCUACCUCGCGGUGUUUUUUUUUUAUUUGAAAAAAAGACUCGGUGGUCCCUUCUUCGUAAACUAUGUCUCAUAUCAAGCUUUUUAUAUCAUGAUUGAAUUUCGAAAAACUGAAUCCUAAGAUAAGAUGAUAAGAUACUGUUGCAUCAUUUGAUAAUUAAUUUAUAUUGUUAAUACUAUUGCAGGGAUGGAAAUAAUCAUGUGAAUGACUGAAAAAAAAUUUAUUUUAGUUUCUAUUUCGCUUUUCUUUUUGUUUGAAACGUACGAGAAAAUUGAUUUCUUCGCCUCGUUCAGUUUCUCCUUAAACUUCAACUUCAAAUAAUUUCUUGAAUUUAUUUAAUAGAAUUCUAUGAAACUUUUCUUUAUUAUUACGAAAAAUCUCGAUUUAGAAAAAAUUCCUUAAUUAAAAUGUAUAAAAUUGUUGAAAUUGACUCGACAAUUGAAAUGUUUUUCCAUUUUUCAAGUUUUUAGAGUUUAAAUACGAGAAAAAAGUGAAAGAAACCAAAAUUAUGAUUCCCAUUGGAAUUAAAGUGUCGUUGAAAAAAUUGUAUAAAGAGAGAAAAAAUUAUAUUUUUGUUUUUUAAUUGGAAAAUAUGAGAAUGUACUUAUUAUAUUUUUUUUACAAAACUUUCUUUAAUGUUUAGAAUGCAGAGUGUGUGUUUUUGAGAAAAAAAUUAAAUAAAUUCUGUAUUUGUGUCGUGGGAAAGUUUUUUUUAUGAUGCGAAUGGUUGUAAUAAUAAUAUUUAAGGGGAGACGUCGACUAAAUUUUUAACUAUAUCAAGGAAGUGAUUUUAAAUUUUCGAUAAAAUUAUUUUUAUAGUAAUUUUUAGAGAGGAAAUCAAUGCUCAGAAAAUAUUCUGACCCUUUUUCGAUUUUUUUUUUAUUAAAAAUUGAUAGAUUUUAAAAUCUAUACGAUAUUUCCAUUCAUAUUUUUUAGAAAAUAUGUUUUUGUAUUCACAAAAAAAUUGCCAAGUGAA
This is a messenger RNA of Leptopilina heterotoma, 2980 nucleotides long. It is a transcript of the gene Atg13, whose product is annotated as autophagy-related protein 13. The coding region runs from base 649 to 1893 and encodes 414 amino acids. Gene Ontology annotation, cellular component: extrinsic component of membrane; phagophore assembly site; cytosol. The record is from RefSeq and is a predicted model, not a curated record. The transcript has 5 exons. Gene Ontology annotation, biological process: autophagosome assembly; protein localization to phagophore assembly site; mitophagy. NCBI's taxonomy places the organism in Eukaryota, Metazoa, Arthropoda, Insecta, Hymenoptera, Figitidae.